Molecule: messenger RNA, 426 nt
Organism: Zymoseptoria tritici IPO323
Lineage: Eukaryota; Fungi; Ascomycota; Dothideomycetes; Mycosphaerellales; Mycosphaerellaceae
Exons: 3
Coding region: 1-426 (141 amino acids)
Source: RefSeq, a predicted model, not a curated record
AUGUCGUACUACGACCCACCUUCGGGGUACUACAAUCAGUCUCCUAAUCAACGAUCAUCAUAUGCAACAUCACAACAACAGCCUUACGCACCGUACGCGAGCUCUUACCAAGGCUAUCCGAUCCUACAACGCCGACCUCAGCAACAACCACCACCGCAACAGUACUACUCUUCGCCGUCAACAUCACCCGGUUCAAUCUACAGCCAGCCUCAAAGUCCACCUUGCCAGCCCGUGCAAUCAACCCCGGGCUACCACUGCCUCUACCCAAACUGCACCCACACAACCAGCCGCAAGACUGAUCUUGAGCGACACUGCGAUCGGACGGGACGCUAUGGAUUUUCGACCAAGGAUAAGAUGGUCGACCACAUGCGACAGGUACAUGAGGCGGAUAUUCCGAAGAAGAGGAGGAGCAGUGGGCGGCGAUGA